AUGAUUGUUGCCUACAGACAGAAAGACAAAUUACUACUGUCUUGGAGAGACAAACGUAUCGUGACAAUGCUCAGCACUUGUGCUACCUCAUCUAUGAAAACCAUCACUAAAAGAACACGCAAAGAAGGAACAACCGGAAUUGUGAAGCCAAGUGUCGUUAUAAAUUAUAAUAAAUAUAUGGGCGGGGUCGAUAAAGCAGACCAAAAAAAACACAAUACAAAAAAGUUAACGCAUUUGCAAUUUGUACAUCGCUUGGUGGAUGAAUUAAUUGGAGGUUUUCAUGACACUGAUCCCAAGAAUCCUUCUACUUCUGAAACAGGAGAAAGGUUGAACAGCCUUUUACAUAUUAUUCGGCGGGAUGAUACAGGAAGGAGUAAAGACUGUGUGCGCAAACGCUCAGCGUGUACAUUUUCUCUACUGCGGGCACCAGUACCUCUCGUCCACAGCGACUCUCGCUCGUCGGGCGGCUGCGACCGCAAAGGGUUAAUCUAUCCAGAAAUGAAACGAAGUAACGUGGAAUGA
Messenger RNA from Heterotrigona itama, 522 nucleotides. The record is from the annotation of a GenBank genome assembly. NCBI's taxonomy places the organism in Eukaryota, Metazoa, Arthropoda, Insecta, Hymenoptera, Apidae.